AUGUCUAGCCUCGAUUUGGUGAGCUACAAAACCGAGGCUAGACAUCUCAUGCACAUCCAUGCGCUGGAAGGCUUUGCGCACUUCAGUAUCCAUCGGGCGUUCGAAGGCGUUCAGCGGAAGGAUUCCCUGGGCGGAAUUUACAAGAUUAACCUACUUGGAUACGCCUUGGAGCAGCGUAGGUGGGGCAUUGUAUGA
Penicillium soppii is the source of this 195-nucleotide messenger RNA. RefSeq lists its product as uncharacterized. The transcript has a single exon. Bases 1 to 195 code for a protein of 64 amino acids. The record is from RefSeq and is a predicted model, not a curated record. Lineage: Eukaryota; Fungi; Ascomycota; Eurotiomycetes; Eurotiales; Aspergillaceae.